GUGUCUGGUCCUCCGCCGUCUAAUUGCCUCUUCCCAAUUUGCAGCCAGUUUUGAACGACAAAGAGAAAAAAGAACCAAAAAAAAACCCUAAAUUUCUUCAAAAGACCUGCGAUUUCGUCGGUUUAGAUUCUGAAAAGUUCGAUCAGAGAUUCUAACAUGGGCAGGGACGAUCUAGCUCUGUCCGUAGCUGACAUCAGGAUGGAGAAUGAGCAGCCUGAUGACUUGGCCGUCGCUGAGAUUGAUGUGAGUGAUGAAGAGAUUGAUGCUGAAGACUUGGAGAGACGUAUGUGGAAAGACCGUGUGAGGCUCAAAAGAAUCAAAGAGCGUCAAAAGGGAGAUUCUCAGGGAGCUCAGGCGAAGGAGGCUGCUCCUAAGAAGAUCUCUGACCAAGCGCAGAGGAAGAAGAUGUCUAGAGCGCAAGACGGUAUACUCAAGUACAUGUUGAAGCUGAUGGAAGUCUGCAAAGUCCGUGGGUUUGUGUACGGUAUCAUACCUGAGAAGGGUAAGCCUGUGAGCGGGUCCUCUGAUAAUAUAAGAGCUUGGUGGAAAGAGAAGGUGAAGUUUGACAAGAACGGUCCAGCUGCGAUUGCUAAAUACGAAGAGGAGUGUUUAGCGUUUGGGAAGUCAGAUGGGAAUAGGAACUCUCAGUUUGUUCUUCAGGAUUUGCAAGAUGCUACUUUAGGGUCUUUGUUGUCUUCUUUGAUGCAGCAUUGUGAUCCUCCGCAGAGGAAGUAUCCGUUGGAGAAAGGGACUCCUCCUCCUUGGUGGCCAACGGGGAAGGAAGAGUGGUGGGUGAAGCUCGGUUUGCCGCUGAACCAGAGUCCUCCUUACAGGAAGCCUCAUGAUCUCAAGAAGAUGUGGAAAGUUGGGGUGUUGACUGCUGUGAUCAACCAUAUGUCGCCUGAUAUCGCUAAGAUCAAGAGGCAUGUUCGCCAGUCUAAGUGUUUGCAGGACAAGAUGACGGCUAAAGAGAGCGCGAUUUGGUUGGCGGUUUUGAACCAAGAGGAGUCGCUUAUUCAGCAGCCUAGCAGUGACAAUGGAACAUCUAAUGUGACUGAGACGCAUAGGAGGGGUAAUAACGCCGACAGGAGAAAGACUGUGAUCAACAGUGAUAGUGACUAUGAUGUUGAUGGGACUGAGGAGGCUUCGGGUUCGGUUUCGUCUAAAGACAGUAGAAGAAAUCAAGUUCAGAGAGAACAACCAGCAGCUACUUCGCAAGCAGUAAGAGUUCAAGAUAAAGCAGAGAAACAACGGAGAAGGAAAAGACCUAGAAUAAGAUCAGGAACUGUUAAUGUACAAGAUGAAGAACAGCCAGAAGCUGAACAGAGAAAUGUUAUACCUGAUAUGAAUGAUGUUGAUGCACCUCUGCUAGAUUAUAACAUUAACGGUGCUCAUCACCAUGAGGAAGGUGUUUUGGAACCAAACAUCUCCUUAGGACCGGAGGAGAACGGUCUUGAACUGGUGGUGGUUCCUGAGUUUGAUAACAACUAUACUUAUCUUCCACCUGUUAAUGGACAAGCAGCUAUGAUGCCUGUAGACGAAAGGCCAAUGCUUUACGGACCAAACCCUAACCAGGAGUUGCAAUUUGGGUCAGGUUAUAACUACUAUAAUCCCUCUGCAGUGUUUGUGCAUAAUCAGGAAGAAGACCUUAUACAUACACAGAUAGAAAUGAACACACAAGCACCGCCUCACAACAACGGGUUCGAUGCCUCAGGAGGAGUACAUCAACCCCAUGGAAAUGAAGAGGGAGUUAUGCCUCCUCAGUUCCAGAGUGACCAAGAUAAACUCUUGGACACUAACAUUCUAUCUCCAUUCAAUGACUUGGCGUUUGAUAGUAGCACCUUUUACUCUGGGUUUGAUUCAUAUGGUGCAUUUGAUGACGACUUCUCAUGGUUUGGAGCUUAGUUUCUUAACAUUUUUUGUUGGGAGGUUACAUGGUUCAAAGGAACGUGGAAAUAGUCUGGCUAGUACAGUUAUCAUUCUCUCUCUUGCUGAUCUUAUAUUAUUGGCUUCCUUCUUAGAUUUGUUACGAGAAACAAUUAUUUUCCUUUUGAAUAAUUUGCCAGACACUGCUUUUCCUGUUGUAAUGUUCUCCAGGGAAAGCAGCUAGUGUAUCUUUUGUAAACUAACACUGUGAGUAAUUCAUCAAGUUAAGAGUAUAAGUAUC
This is a messenger RNA of Raphanus sativus (radish), 2167 nucleotides long. Its product is annotated as ETHYLENE INSENSITIVE 3-like 3 protein. The record is from RefSeq and is a predicted model, not a curated record. The coding region runs from base 157 to 1905 and encodes 582 amino acids. Gene Ontology annotation, cellular component: nucleus. The transcript is spliced from 3 exons. Gene Ontology annotation, molecular function: DNA binding; DNA-binding transcription factor activity. NCBI's taxonomy places the organism in Eukaryota, Viridiplantae, Streptophyta, Magnoliopsida, Brassicales, Brassicaceae.